AUGGGCAAGCCAAGAUUGAUCAUCAUCAUAAGACAUGCUCAAUCCGAGGGCAAUCGAGACAAGGCUAUUCACCAGACGACACCAGACCACAAAGUCGGACUAACGGAGGAAGGGCAUCGACAGGCUCUAGAAGCGGGAGAGAAGCUGCGCUCUCUUCUUCGGACUGAUGAUACGCUACACUUCUUUAUUUCCCCGUACAGGAGGACCCGAGAAACAACAGAAGGCAUUCUGAAAGGCUUGUGCUCCAACGAUCCUAUCCCUUCACCCUUUCAGCGAGCCCACAUCAAGGUGUAUGAGGAGCCCAGGCUGAGGGAGCAAGACUUUGGCAACUUUCAGCCGGACACCGAAGAAGUUGAGAGACUCUGGCGAGAACGUGCUCAGUAUGGUCACUUUUUCUACCGCAUUCCCAACGGAGAAAGUGGGGCCGACGUCUACGACCGAGUAUCAUCUUUCAACGGUUCGCUCUGGAGACGAUUUUCCGAAGACACGAUGGCCAGUGUUGCUAUUCUCGUCACACACGGUCUCUGCAGUCGUGUCUUUCUGAUGGCCUGGUAUCACUAUAGCGUCGAGUUCUUCGAGGAUCUGCGAAACAUCAAUCAUUGCGAGUUUUUGGUGAUGAAGCUGGGUGCGAAUGGGAGGUAUGUGCUUCAGAACAGUUUGCGGCGGUGGUCAGAUCUUCGAAGGGAGAAAGCGGCAAGGAAAAGCAGUAUCUCGUCUACAUCAACACCCGUAACUAUUGAACCCAUACCCGUGAGACGCUGGACGAUCUCCAAAAAUGCCCAUGAUCCUACCGGAGCCAGCUAUAUCCCUGUGCCGACGCGAAAAAGCACGGUAGAUAUGUUCAGAGACGAGUCCGAAAUGGUACACGAGGGAAGUGAAACAAGACGCAAUCCAAAGGCAGUUCCAACCGAGAGACGAGGCAGUCCGAGCAGAGACCAAAGUCGCACGAGGGUGCGGUCGUCGAGCAACCUUCGAACAUCCCUUAGUAAUCUGGCUUUGGACACAGGGAGGAAAAGUUCGAACUUGAGUGGCAUAAAGUCGUACCUUGGCAGAGAUGGCGGUGGGACGAGAUCGGGUCAAGGCUCACCAUUUGGAUCUGAUGAUGAGUUUGAAAACGAGAGUCCUAAAAGAAGCUCGCUACCUUCGGGAUCGUUGCCAGAGUCUCCUGAGAGAGUCAAGAAGGUAUUCUCUUCGUCACUGGCACGAGCAUUAAGAGGGGAAUUGGACGAUCCAAAUAGGAAGCUGGCGGAUGCACUGGGCGAUCAGAGUGAUGCAGAAGUGGAAGAGGCGGAUCUGGAAAUUGGGACGCAAGAUCGAGUUUCUGGCGAGCUGCAGCAGAUUCUAGAUGAAGAGAGGCGGGAGCGGAGUCAUAGAAGUAUCUAUUAG
Cladophialophora psammophila CBS 110553 is the source of this 1386-nucleotide messenger RNA. RefSeq lists its product as uncharacterized. The record is from RefSeq and is a predicted model, not a curated record. NCBI's taxonomy places the organism in Eukaryota, Fungi, Ascomycota, Eurotiomycetes, Chaetothyriales, Herpotrichiellaceae. The transcript has a single exon. Gene Ontology annotation, molecular function: phosphatase activity. Bases 1 to 1386 code for a protein of 461 amino acids.